GCAUAUAUGCUGAAGUCCUUUGAAAUGAAUGGUCUGCCCAAGGCAGUGCCUUUAAGUUUGCCUUGCCAAGACUUCAGAAAAGAUGUGUCAGACUACUGGGAAAAGCCCAAGGUAUCCCAGCGGAUAAAGAAAGUGGAUUUCUCAAAUGUUGUCUUGACUGCUCCUUGCAAACCUCUGGAACCUUAUUUGGAAAUGAAUGGAAAAGAGGAGGAAGAAGAAGACGAGGAAGAAGAUGAGGAGGAGGAAGAUGAGGAGGAGGAGGAUGUGGAGGAGGAAGGCGAUGAGAUUGACAUGCACAGUGGUUCCAGCAGUGACCUGAGUCAAAAAAGCACAGAGCGCAGCCAGGAGUGCGCACCAUCCACUCUCCUGGCUGAUGACCAGAAGGGAUCCAAGGGUCGAGCGUCUACUGCUGAUGGGGACCUGGAGCUGGAGGAAGGCUCAAAAACACUAGUGCUCUUUUCACCAGGUGAUCUGAAAAAGUCUCCAAUGACCACAGACUUGGCUCCAGAAGUUGAUCUGGGCACUCUUGCUGCACUGACACCUCAGAGCGAGCGGCCACAGCCCAUGGGUAGCCAACUGGAUGUAUCUGAGCCAGGGACCCUGUCCUCAGUCCUUAAAUCUGAACCAAAGCCUCCCAUGGCAGUGGCUACAGCUUCCUCCCCCUUUACCAAAGUUGAGCGCACAUUUGUUCAUAUUGCUGAAAAGACCCACUUAAAUGUCAUGUCUUCCAGCGGCCAGCUGAUGAGGCAUGAGGAAUACUGCCCUCCGGGCCACUUCGAGGAGGUCAUUAUCGAAGAAGAGCUGGAGGACAACCUGGCCUUGGUAGAGAAUGGAAGCAUACAUUCGGGGCUAGAAGGGGCAGAGACAGAGAGCUGCGUGCUUUCGGCUAAUCACAUCGAAACCACCUCAGAGACAGUAGGGGAGCAGCUGCCCCUUCCCAAUGGCGUAGCAAAGCCCCCCGAGGACAAGCCAGAGCAGUCCGAGAAAGUGGCACUCUCACUGGACUUGGAAGAGCCUGGCAAGAUGGUUACAAGGGAGCCUGAGCUUGAAAAGUCAGCAGCAGCAGCAGAACGCCUCAAACGAGCAGAGACCCUCCUCGACACACUGCAGCAGGGCCCCAGGAGACCUCUGGGCUCCCGGUAUAGAAGUAGGAUACCCAUUUUGUUCUCCGAGGAGGACACUGGCUCAGACCUUUCUACUUCACUCUCGGCCAAAGAAAGGCUUUACAAGAGGGCAAAGCACCCUGACUUGGCUCGCCUGGUGAUGGAGAAGAGGCAAAACCGUCUCCUUCGGCUGGCUUCAGGGGCCUCCUCUUCAGCAUCCUCCAGCGAAGAGAGGCGGCGGGCCUCAGAAACUCUGUCGGCCACUGGUUCUGAGGAGGACACCCACGACUCCGAUGACUCCAUCCCAAGGAAGGCAGGGAGGGAGAAGGCUGCCCUCCUGGGGAAAGAAGAGAGACCCGUAAGCACAAAGAGCAGAAUUCCUCGGCCCAUUACGCCGGUGAAAACACUGCUAGAGACAGCAAAGUCUGAGAGCUCCAUGGCCGUGGCGAUGGCAGUGCUAGGUAGCUCCCCCCAGGAUGUGGCUGUUGCCUACAG
This is a messenger RNA of Apaloderma vittatum (bar-tailed trogon), 1598 nucleotides long. Its product is annotated as tau-tubulin kinase 1-like. The record is from RefSeq and is a predicted model, not a curated record. The annotation marks the transcript as partial. The transcript has a single exon. Lineage: Eukaryota; Metazoa; Chordata; Aves; Trogoniformes; Trogonidae.